Messenger RNA from Chaetura pelagica (chimney swift), 744 nucleotides. RefSeq names its product ankyrin repeat and SOCS box containing 8 (gene ASB8). The record is from RefSeq and is a predicted model, not a curated record. Gene Ontology annotation, molecular function: protein binding. The transcript is spliced from 2 exons. Gene Ontology annotation, biological process: intracellular signal transduction. The coding region runs from base 16 to 735 and encodes 239 amino acids. Lineage: Eukaryota; Metazoa; Chordata; Aves; Apodiformes; Apodidae.
GCUGACGUGAACGGGAUGCACGGGACCCUCAAGCCCCUUCACUGCGCCUGCAUGGUGGCUGAUCCGGACUGUGUGGAGCUGCUGCUGCAGAAGGGGGCUGAGGUGAACGCCCUGGACGGCUACAACCGCACGGCCCUGCACUACGCGGCCGAGAAGGACGAGACCUGCGUGGAGAUCCUGCUGGAAUAUGGGGCCAAUCCCAACGCCCUGGAUGGGAACAAGGACACCCCCCUGCACUGGGCGGCCUUCAAGAACAACGCUGAGUGUGUCAGGUCCCUGCUGGAGAACGGGGCCUGGGUCAACGCCCGGGACUACAACAACGACACCCCCCUGAGCUGGGCGGCCAUGAAAGGGAACCUGGAGAGCGUCAGUGUCCUCCUGGACUUCGGGGCUGAGGUCAGGGUGGUCAACCUGAAGGGUCAAAGUCCCAUCUCACGUUUGGUGGCCUUGCUGGUGCGGGGCCUGGGGACGGAGCGGGAGGAUUCCUGCUUCGACCUCCUCCAUCGAGCCAUCGGACACUUGGAGCUGAGGAAGAACGGGAACCUGCCCUGGGAGGUGAGGAGGGACCAGCAGCUCUGCCAGAAGCUCACCCAGCUCUGCUCAGCCCCGGGCUCCCUGCAGACCCUCUCCAGAUACGUCGUGAGGCGCAGCCUGGGCGUGCGGUUCCUGCCCGAGGCCGUGGAGCAGCUGCCCCUGCCCACCUCCCUCAAGGAGUACAUCCUGCUCCUCAGCUGAGCCACCAGC